GCUGCAAAUGGCUCUAUGUGCUGUCCAAAGGGCGGUAAACACCCUCUUACCCCUUUUUAGUAUGCCUUCGCCUGCCUGAUGCCCUCUUACUUGCUUUUUGAAUCUUCCAACUUCUUCCGUGGGAUUCAUCUUCAAACUGUUUUUGGGCUGCCAAUCCGGUAGUUUAUGGUUUACGCUGAGCACCACUGCAAAAAGACAUUUUUGAGGUUCCCCUUGCCAAGUGUGACCCCUGACACAGAGAGGAUGGUGAUGGAGGAGAGGGGCCGGACAGAGAGAAGGAGGGGAGAUCCACCGGCCACGGAAGCAGCCAGAAGGCAGAUCCUGGUGGAGCUUGCGGAUCAGGACUUUGACGCCAUUUGUCUCUCGACAUAUCGAACAGCCUGCAAGCUGAGAUUCAUCCAGAAGAGAUGUAACUUGCAUCUCAUCGACAUAUACAACGUGAUUGAAGCAGUGCGUGACGCUGGUCUGAAUGCAGUGGAAUUGAAUACUGGCAUAUCUGUGACCAGGCUGGAGAACCUGGUGUCCUCCCUUUUCAACCAGCUCAGCAAGCGCCUGCCUACCACACACCCAAUUAAGCCACGAGAGAGUACUGUCCUGUUUGUUGAUUUCAUACUAGCCGCCAUUGAGAGCGAACCAGAGAGCCGGCUGACGGUGUUCUCAAUAAAGGCAAUUCUGGCUGUGCUAUGUGGAGGGAACUUAGUGGACAAACUCCGCUAUGUGUUUUCUCAGGUCUCAGACUCCAGCGGUGUGAUGGUCCUGUCCAGAUUUGACCAUUUUCUGUUAGAAGCCCUCAAGUUGCCAUCAGCUGUGCAUGAAGGGCCGUCCUUUGGCUACACAAACAACAUGGUCCGCUCCUGCUUCCCACAACAGAAGAGGGUGAUGCUCAACAUUUUCCUGGACAUUGUAUCUGACCCUCCUCCUUGUCUUGUGUGGCUGCCCCUCAUGCAUCGCCUUGCCAAUGUGGAAAAUGUCUACCAUCCCGUCUCUUGCUCGUACUGUCGUAGCAACGGUAUGACCGGCUUCCGCUAUCGCUGUCUCCGUUGCCGAGGGUACCAACUCUGCCAAAAUUGCUUCUGGCGUGGCAAUGUCAACGGCUCUCAUAGCAACCAGCAUCAGAUGAAAGAGCACUCAUCCUGGAAGUCGCCUGCGACCAAGCUGGGCCGAGCCCUGGGCAAAACUCUGGGUUGUGUAUCGUCCAGGGAACCCUCCCACCCAGUUUACCCAGAAGAACCUGAGAGGACCCUAAAUCUCGCAAAUAUAGUCCCUGCUCAACCUAUUGGGAUUCCAAGACCGGCCAUGCCGCUGUCUUCAUCAGCACCAGAGUCCUCCAAGAGCAGUUUGGCAGCAGCUCAUCGCAUGAAUGAGGAACACGCUUUGAUCGCCGCUUAUGUGAAUUGCCUCCAAAGCAGCCCACGCAGCAUACCCAGCCCCGGGAGGCAAGAUGAUGAACACAAACUUAUCGCCCGCUACACUUCUCGAUUGGCAGAGACUGAAAGCUCAGGGGUGAUACCCACUCGAAGCAUCAACUUUGAUGUAAACAAGCAGAAGAGGGAGCUCAUCGCUCAGCUGGAAUCCAAAAACAGAGAGAUUUUGGCAGAGAUCAAGCGUCUCCGCUCAGAACAUGAUGCCGUGUGCCAGCCCAGUCCCGAAAAGGGCAGCGCCAAUCCGACUCUGUUGGCCGAGCUUCGCCUGCUCAGACAGAGGAAAGAUGAGCUGGAGCAGAGGAUGUCAUCUCUGCAAGAGAGCAGGAGAGAACUGAUGGUCCAGCUGGAGGGACUGAUGAAGCUACUCAAGGAUGAGGAACAGCGACAGGCAGCGCAGGCUGCGGGGUCCUCACAUUCUUUUCCGUCCCGGCCGAGCCCUUCACCAGCCCGCUCAGUUGGUACCGCGUCUCCACAAAUGUAUUCAACCCAAGACUCCCUUGCUGGUGUGGGUGGAGAUGUACAAGAGGCUUUUGCCCAAGGCCCCAGGAGAAAUUUAAGGAAUGACCUUCUUGUAGCAGCUGACUCCAUUACCAACACUGUGUCCUCACUGGUCAAAGAGCUUCAUUCUGCAGAUGAAGGUCGAGAGGAAGAGGAGAGAUUGCUAAAUGGAAAAGACAGAGCAGGUUAAAUUUUCAUCACGAACAAAUACAAACAUAAAUUGGACGUAUUGCCACUCUCCUCAGGCAGUGUGGUGUUUCAUCCCAGCCAAAGAAGAAGCUAAAAUGGAGACAAGAAACCCAGUGGUGAUUGGAACACAUGGCAAUAAUAUAAACACAUAUUGCUGGACAGGACCCAAAACUGCAGUCCAUUUACUGAUGUAUAGCUCUGAAUUAGUGUUUGUCUUGUCACUGUGAUUGUACUUUUUGUGUUGACAUAAUCGAGCAUCGCUAAAUAAGGAACCUGAAGCCUACUGAUUUUUACCCAAGCAUGCGUGUGUGUGUGUGUGCGCUUAAGUGUUUUUAUUUUGUUGUUGUUUUUUUUAGAAGGGUCAAGUAAGUGAGAGAGGGUUGUGUGAAGAGGAGGCAGAUGCGUUUGUAAGCUUCAAUUCGAUGGAGAUAAAGGAUGUGAAAGAAGACAGAACAAUCAAAGAAGGCCGACUGGUAAAAAGAUGAGAUGAAAUGACUAAGUUUUAGCACUGUGUGCUUUGGAUUUAUUUAUUUUUUGCUUUUGUUGUGUGAGUUAAUCUGUAUAUUCGAGUGGUCGCGUCCUGCUGAGACAGAUCUGGAACGGGACGUUUGCUGCCGCUGCUGUGUUUAGGCGAUGUGAAUAACUCCACGGGUGCUCGUAUUCUAGCGGCUCGGCUGACUGUCCAGGUACUGAAUUGAGAAACGACAGUGGCGUGUGUUUGAGAAAGAGGUUGAAUAUAUAUUCAAGUGUUUUUUAUGCGAGAGCAAAGUGAAAGGAGACAUGAACCCAAUAACCACUGCCUUAAAGACAGACCUGCGUUUUUUUUAGAAAAAACACAUCUCUGUCAUUUUUCCCCACUUUAAGGAUCAAAUCCUAUUGAAACUUUAUUUCCAUACAUUCAAUUGAAACCUUACAACUCAGCUUUCUCUCUGCUUAUGGACAGAAUGUUUCUUAUUCCAUUCAGCAGUCCAAAAUGGCUCCUCACACUUUGUUACUUGACUGCCUUUUUUCAUUUCAAGCUGGCUGAACAAAGCAGUGGAUUUGUGGGAAGGAUUCAGUUCACUGUGGACUUUAAGCCACCAAAACAAUAUCGGAGCACAACGCCUGGCUGCGUGUGCAAACACUGAACCAAAGAAUCAAGUUUGUGUCCAUUCAGUCAUUUAAAGCUGCAGUCAUGUAAAUCUCCAAUACCGACUGACUGAUUAUUUUCAGCUAUUCGAUUGUAUCCUCUUCACAAAGGCCAUUUGCACAUUGGCACGUCUGAUAGUCCUGUUCCAUGGCCCAGAUUUGUGACUCACCGGAAUUGCUAUAACACCUUAAAUAGAACAGGGCCAUGGUUAUUAAUGUUAUCUUUCACACGCUAUGAGAUACGCAAAUGGCCUCUGUGAAGACCGCCUCGCAACGCUGACAGGGUGGAUGCAUCCUUACUUGAAACUGUAAAUGCCGUCAGUGCUGAACAUGUGUGCGCGAUGUGUUUGAUCCGCAAUAAAUUCUGUUUAUCGUCAAACUGGA
This is a messenger RNA of Syngnathus typhle (broad-nosed pipefish), 3623 nucleotides long. RefSeq names its product dystrobrevin beta-like. Lineage: Eukaryota; Metazoa; Chordata; Actinopteri; Syngnathiformes; Syngnathidae. Gene Ontology annotation, molecular function: zinc ion binding. The transcript is spliced from 22 exons. The record is from RefSeq and is a predicted model, not a curated record. Gene Ontology annotation, biological process: synaptic signaling. The coding region runs from base 166 to 2112 and encodes 648 amino acids. Gene Ontology annotation, cellular component: plasma membrane; synapse.